CCUAGCACCACAGCCGAGUUGGGGCGGGAGACCCGCCGCCUCUCGCCGGCAGCCAGCGCGAGCGCGCGCGCACAGACCCGACUGCCAGCGGCUCAGCAGCUACUGGGGAAAUUACCUUGAAAAAGAAUCCUGGAUGCACAAGACUAAAGUUAAAGCGGAAGUGAGAACGGGAAAGCGAAAGCAGACUCUUACAGCUGAAAACGCGCGCUUUGCAGCCUGAGAUUUUAAGUUGAUGAUGAUCAGAGCCGUUCCUAGAGGAGAUUCAAAACUCCCCUGCACGCUCUGGAGCUGUGACAUUCAUUCCCAGCAGGCGCGCAGAUGUCGCCUCAGACCUUCCAGACGGUGAAGCUCCCCGACCCGGCAGCUUAAGCGAAUCCGGGGGGACGCGAGUCCCCUGGCGGCGGGAUGAACGCCACCCACCCGCUCGGGAUGCACACUUCUCUGCACUUCUGGAACCGCAGCAGCCUUGGACCGUACCGCAACGCCAGUGAGUCCCUGGGAAAGGGCUACUCUGAUGGAGGGUGCUACGAGCAACUUUUUGUGUCUCCUGAGGUCUUUGUGACCCUGGGGGUCAUUAGUUUGCUGGAGAAUAUCCUAGUGAUUGUGGCAAUCGCCAAGAAUAAGAACCUGCAUUCGCCCAUGUACUUUUUCAUCUGUAGCCUGGCUGUGGCUGAUAUGCUGGUGAGCGUUUCGAACGGAUCAGAAACCAUUGUCAUCACCCUGUUAAACAGUACAAACACUGACGCUCAGAGUUUCACGGUGAAUAUUGAUAAUGUCAUUGACUCGGUGAUCUGUAGCUCCUUGCUUGCGUCCAUUUGCAGCCUGCUUUCCAUCGCAGUGGACAGGUACUUUACUAUCUUUUACGCUCUCCAGUACCAUAACAUCAUGACGGUUAAGCGGGUUGGCAUCAUCAUAAGUUGCAUCUGGGCAGCUUGCACCGUUUCGGGCGUUCUGUUCAUCGUUUACUCAGACAGCAGCGCUGUCAUCAUCUGCCUCAUCACCAUGUUCCUCACCAUGCUGGCUCUCAUGGCUUCUCUCUAUGUGCACAUGUUCCUGAUGGCCAGGCUGCACAUGAAGAGGAUCGCCGUCCUCCCGGGCACGGGCACUGUCCGCCAAGGUGCCAACAUGAAGGGAGCGAUCACCCUGACCAUACUGAUCGGCGUCUUUGUGGUCUGCUGGGCCCCUUUCUUCCUGCACCUCAUCUUCUACAUCUCCUGUCCCCAGAACCCAUACUGUGUGUGCUUCAUGUCGCACUUCAACUUGUAUCUCAUCCUGAUCAUGUGUAAUUCCGUCAUCGAUCCUCUGAUCUAUGCACUCCGGAGUCAAGAACUGAGGAAAACCUUCAAAGAGAUCAUCUGUUGCUACCCCCUUUGUGACCUGUCCAGCAGGUAUUAAGUGGGGCUGGAGGAGAGACUAAAAAUGUGCAUCAGAGACUUAUCUAUUCUCACCCAACACCGACAGUGUAUUUCAGCAGCAGCUUUCUCUUCUGUGUGGGGCAUGGGUUGAAAAUAUCCACUGUGUAAAUUUAAGUUUAUGAUUUUUAAAAAAGAAGAAUGCACACUCUCUGUAUUAUCUUUAAUGGCAUGCUACCUUCUGGCUGUAAAAUGGUAAUCCAUGUUAUAGAUUAUAGGCGCUGUGAAUUUGCAAAAAAAAGA
Messenger RNA from Nycticebus coucang (slow loris), 1655 nucleotides. It is a transcript of the gene MC4R, whose product is annotated as melanocortin 4 receptor. The coding region runs from base 406 to 1395 and encodes 329 amino acids. The transcript has a single exon. NCBI's taxonomy places the organism in Eukaryota, Metazoa, Chordata, Mammalia, Primates, Lorisidae. Gene Ontology annotation, molecular function: melanocyte-stimulating hormone receptor activity. The record is from RefSeq and is a predicted model, not a curated record. Gene Ontology annotation, biological process: G protein-coupled receptor signaling pathway. Gene Ontology annotation, cellular component: membrane.